AUGUAUGUUUGUUCGAAACCUAGACAAUCGUCAUUUAUCGUGUCAAAGUUAACAACUCUCCCGAAUGAGGCAAUUGAAGAAAUCUUCACAUAUCUUGAUACCAAAGAUCUCAAAAGCCUUUCAUUGAUAUGUAAAAAGCUUUUUAGUGUAGUUAGAAUUUAUCGAUUUGGUAUUGUCCACCCUAUUUGGAAAGAUGCCAUGGAACAUAUCGCUGGCGAAGGACCAUCAUCUUCAAUUAAUGCCGACGGAGUCCUCAUUAAGAAUAUUUAUUAUGUUUUAGAUCUCUCUACGAAUAAUCCGAGCUGCUGGCUUCUUUAUUUAGGUACAUCUCAUCUUGCCUGGCGCAACAAAUCCAUAAAAUAUAAUUCAAAAUUCGGUCACUUCGAACCGGUUAAAUCCUCUAAAGCUACUGCGAUAAGAUAUAUGAUAUAUGUAUUUGGUGGAGAAAAUUCACAAACUGAAAAAAUAUCGAACAUUCUUUAUUCGUUGGAUACACGAACAAUGAAAUUAAGUCGAAUUCGCCAAUCAGAGAAAACUGUCAAACCUCGAUUCAUGCAUACGUUAAACACAAUAGAUAGUGAUCGAAUCGCUAUUUUCGGUGGCAGAAGCUCUUUUAAUGAUAUACAGUAUGACAUUAAUGACUUUUCUGUAUACGAUAUUAUAAAGAAUAAAUGGACGCAUUAUACACCCAAAUCGGAUCUUCCGUAUUCAAGAUUUUUACAUUCCGCUACUGUCUCACUUGAUAAACUUUAUAUCUACGGAGGACGACAAAAAAUUCACAACAAAGGAAGCUCCAAAAUCCACGAUGAUGAAGAUUUAUGGGCAUAUGAUAUACGAAAGAAUAAUUGGACAAAAUAUUUGAGUCCUUCUUCCGACAAUUUUCCAUUUGAAUUGCCACGAGAAUGGAUUCCAACCAGUGGACAGAACACCAAGCCCGGCAGAAGAUCAUCAGCAUGUAUUUUUCCUUUAGGGAAACGAAUUGCUAUGAUUGGAGGAUCUGAUUGGAGUGAUAAAGAACAAGAAACCCCUUGGGAAUAUAUGAAAUUAUUUUCACCCGCUCAAAAAAGAUGGGAACAAGUUCGAGUUAAAGGAAUGCCGAAAUUAAAACAUUGUAUUGUGUUAAUAUCACAAUCAAAAGUUGGUAUUAAUCGAAGAUUAGUAAUUGGCCAGAGUUUCGGUGGGAAAGCAGUAAUCGGUUGGAUAUGCGAUUAA
Messenger RNA from Ambispora leptoticha, 1212 nucleotides. The record is from the annotation of a GenBank genome assembly. NCBI's taxonomy places the organism in Eukaryota, Fungi, Glomeromycota, Glomeromycetes, Archaeosporales, Ambisporaceae.